AUGCCAGCAUCUGAAAAGAUUGCAUAUACAUUGGAUAAGACACCUCCAAAAGAGACUCCUGUUAAUGCCACCCUUGAUGAGUUGGAAAAUCUUGAAAAAUGGUUGGACCAUAAUCUUCAAGCAAGAUGUUAUAUGUUGGCUUCAAUGUCAAAGAACUGCAAAGGAACCAUGGAAAAGGAAAAAUCUGUUUUCCUUGUGGGUUCAUCUUCUGGAUCCAAGAAAAGACCCAAGAAAAAGGGAAAGAAGCAUUCUGCAAUUAUGAAGAAGAUCAAGCCUAAUAAGAAGGCAAGACCUACAAAAUCUAAUCAGUCAGAACAUGUUUAUUUCCACUAUAAUAAGCCUGGACAUUGGAGGCGCAAUUGUAAGGAGUAUCUUGCUCAAAAGCAUUUUGGAAAAGAUGAUGGCAAGAAGUAA
Molecule: messenger RNA, 414 nt
Organism: Zingiber officinale
Lineage: Eukaryota; Viridiplantae; Streptophyta; Magnoliopsida; Zingiberales; Zingiberaceae
Exons: 3
Coding region: 1-414 (137 amino acids)
Source: RefSeq, a predicted model, not a curated record